UCAUUUCUCUGCCUUUUUAGUGAAAAGAAUGUCAGACAAGAAGGCGGUGAUAAAGAAUACAGACAUGUCUGAGGACAUGCAGCAAGAUGCAGUGGACUGUGCCUUGCAGGCUAUGGAGUACAACAUUAAGGAUAUUGCUGCCUAUGUCAAAAAGGAGUUUGACAAGAAGUAUAACCCCACAUGGCACUGCAUUGUUGGAAGGAACUUUGGCACCGAUGUGAUACUUGCGACAAAGCCCUUCAUCUACUUCUACCUCAACCAAGUAGCCAUUCUACUCUUCAAAUCUGGCUGAAGGCCUCAAACUCCUUUUUAAAUUUCCCCUGCAUCAUAUUGUACAUUUGCACCAC
Molecule: messenger RNA, 347 nt
Organism: Thalassophryne amazonica
Lineage: Eukaryota; Metazoa; Chordata; Actinopteri; Batrachoidiformes; Batrachoididae
Gene: dynll2b
Product: dynein, light chain, LC8-type 2b
Exons: 2
Coding region: 29-292 (87 amino acids)
Biological process (GO): cilium assembly; microtubule-based process
Cellular component (GO): cytoplasmic dynein complex
Molecular function (GO): dynein light intermediate chain binding; dynein intermediate chain binding
Source: RefSeq, a predicted model, not a curated record